AACAGUAACUUGGUCUUACAAGUGGACUUCAACUUCACGGAUCGUCGAGGUAGAGAUGAGCCGACGGGUGAGGUGAUGCCCUUGACCAAGUCCAUACUGCAAGGCAUUAAGAUGGGGGAUAAAUAUCAGCGUGGCAAGGCACCGAAAGAGGAUAUUAAGAAGCCGAAGAAGAAGAAGAAGAACGAGUUCGAAUCGUACCACCCGAGUUCGAUGUCACAAGGCGGGUCGUUGCUGAGUGCAGAAUCGAAUAACGAACUGAUGGGAUUGUAUAAACCGAGGACACAGGAGACGAAACAGACCUACGAGGCGAUUCUGGCGUAUAUUCAGGACGCGUUGGGAGAUCAGCCACGCGAUAUCCUGUGCGGAGCAGCAGACGAGGUGUUGAUGACCCUUAAAUCGGAUAAGGUGCGAGAGAAGGAUAGAAAGAAGGAGGUGGAGAUGCUGCUGGGGGGAUUGACUGACGAGAGGAUUGCCGUGUUGAUGAACCUGGCGAAGAAGAUUACUGACUUCUCGUUGGAGGAGGACAGGAAUAAAUAUGAUAAUCAAGAUGAGAUCGACGAGACGAUUGGAGUGAAUGUACAAUUUGACGAUUCGGAUGACGAGGCAGACGGGGGCGGGGCGGAGGGCGGGGCCGAG
This is a messenger RNA of Anisakis simplex (herring worm), 636 nucleotides long. Lineage: Eukaryota; Metazoa; Nematoda; Chromadorea; Rhabditida; Anisakidae. The record is from the annotation of a GenBank genome assembly.